AUGGAGUGUUCUUCAAGUGAUACAACAGACAAUGAGCUAUUACAUAAAUUUAAGUUAAAAACAAAACAAUUAACGCGUGAAUAUAAAAAAUGUGUAAUAUGCAAAAAAGGCGCGAGACUGGAGGAAUCUACUCUAAUAACUAUGGAAACCAUUAAAAGGUCAGUGAAAAUGAGACUUGAUAUGCAAACUUACAAUAAUGACCUGAGAGCGCUUAGUGAUAAAAUAAAUAAUUCGUGUAAGUUAUGGUGGCAUAGAAACUGUUACUCCUCAUUUACAAGCCUUAAAAACAUUUCCAAGGCAAGGAAAUUAAAAGCACAAAGUAGUCAAUGCAUAGAAAAUCAAGAUGUAACCGAAAAGAACGACAGACAGAAAGCCGAUAAGUUGCGAUACCACAAGCCGAAUUUUAAUAUCAAUUUAUGUGUUUUUUGUCAAAAACUAAAGAAGGAUUUAAUUGCGGCUGAAGUCAAAUACCAUAGUAAUUGUUUCGCGGUAGAGUGGAAAAAAUAUAGUAGCAAAUCUGAGUCUAAUAAAGUAGCUUCUAUGGAUGACUGUGCAAGUCAAAACGAUAAAGGGAGUGACACCUGGCAAAAAAUUGUUGCGGAAAUAAAGCAAGGCAUAUCCAGAGGAAAAGUAUAUACUUCCGCUGCAGUUUACGACCGAUAUGCGCUAAUGGGUGGUAGCUUGAAUCCGCAGUAUUUUCUAAGGAAACUUAAAAUUUAUUUUAAGGAUGACGUCGAUUUUGUCAAAUCUUAUAAAAGUAAUGAAGCUACUUUAAUGUACCCAAAGUUACAAAAUAAUGUUUACAACGAGGUUGAAAUGCUUAAGGAAUCGGACUUUACAUAUCGACCUGUUCUGAAAAAUGAUACAUUUCUAAGUGCACUUCACCUAGUAGCCUCAGAAAUUAAAAAGGACCUUCGAGAAAUGGAAGACACUGACAUUCUAACAGUUCCCAAUAUCGAUAAUAUGAAAAAGAGUGUUCCACUAUCGCUACUGAAUUUGCUGGGUUUGCUUCUGUGUGAUUAUGCAGACGAUGAUAAAGAAGUUAGAAUUUUAACGUUUUCGUACCACAGAACUAGCAGGAAUCGUUUCGUACAAUUCGCGGCAGACAAUAUAGAUGUAUUAGAAGAAACUAUCGACGGCCGCAAUACGUUUCACGCAACUCAAAUAGUAGCUUUUCAGCAAUGCCCAGAAAACAAAUCAUCGUUCAGUAUUCCACCUGUAAAGAUGACGAAGCGACUUAUUAUUCAUCAAAAUUUCCAUUCUUUGAUAAAUGCGCAAUACAUUAAGACCAAAAGACCUUCGCCACAUUGCGAACAAAACGAAAAAUAUGUUCAGGUGUCUGCCGAAAAGUCGAAAGCAUGCAGCAUUAGCCCAAAUAAUUUAGUGUGGAUUUUGAGUAGAAAUCAAAACUGUGAUUCACAAAUCAUACCUCAGUGGACUGGGUUUAACAAAAUAACUGACAAUUCAGAUGGCAUUCCCACCUUUAAAGGAUAUUUUCCUAUUCUCCCAUAUGUUGCUUCCGAAUACGAUACUUUGUGGACAGUCAUGCUUAGGUGUCGAGAUCUUACUUCACAUCUAAAUAUAGAAAAUACAGUAAUUACGUUUGACCAAGCAUUGUACUGUAAAGCGAAGGAGUUGCAGUGGUUGCACCAGGACGAAUGCAAGAGAUUCGUUCUGAGAUUAGGAGGUUUCCACAUUAUGCUAAAUUUUGUCAGAGUUAUCGGUCAAAGGGUGGAAGAUAGUGGGUUUUCAGAUAUUAUUGUGGAAUCAGGUGUGUAUUCCAAGACAACAUGUGAGAAUAUACUGAAAGGUAAAAUGUGGAACAGAGCCAUAAGAUGCCAUAAAUUAGUUUACGAAUCUUUAUGGAGAAUUCUGAUGGAUGAAUAUGCAGAUUGGCUCAGGACGUCUUUUAAUGAGGACACUGCUGAUUUUCAGGAGUUAAUGGACAUGGUCACGGAAUUGUCAACAACCAUCCAAGAUAGAGAUUCCAGUGAAAUUUCCGAAAUUACCCAAAGAGCGAUAAAUAAAAUAAGACAGAUGCAAUCAUUUUCCGAUUUUCUCAAUCACAUUCAAAAUGAAACCGCCCAGUUUUGGAUGUCGUAUUUAGAUAUGGUUAAUACGCUUCUCACAUUCAUACACGCUGAGAGGACUGGAAAUUGGAAUGAAUAUUUGACGGCCUUUUACAACAUGCUUCCCUGGUUCGCAAUAUAUGAUCAUCACAAUUAUACACGAUGGGGCACCGUAUACUUCUUAGAUAUGAUUAAUCUGAAAAACUUAGCUCCUGACGUAUUUAAUGAAUAUGUAAACAAGUGCUUUUCUGUGAAAACUACAGCUAACAGCUUCAAUCGUAAAGCCAUUGAUCAAGCUUUAGAGCAUGUUAACAGAGAUUUUAAUUAUUCUAUUAAUAAGAGUUCAACAUGUGCUUCAAACAAAAAUAUUGAAUUAGGAACGAAGCGCUUAGCAAAGGACGAAACAGAUGUCUGUUACCUGAAAGAACAGUUCUGUAGAUUUACAGUUUUUUCAAGAGACACAUCAUCUCUUGUUUGUAUUACAACAAACGAUGUGGUCGAAAAUAAUCUAAAGCAACAAGUUUUAAAUGCCAAAGAAAAUGGAUUUGCCAUUAUUGAUGAUGUUGUGUUAAAAAUGGGCAGCGAAGACUUUUACAAGCCCUUAAAAAAAUCAGGCAUAAAGUCAUUUCCUAAAAAUGUCUCCCAAAAAAUCACGCCUCAUGGUAAAUGGAAUUCUAUGAAGAAAGGUCAGCAAUUAAUUCAAAGACUGUUGGCGGUAUCAAAGCGCAGAAAAAUUUCAUUAGAAGAAGUAUAUUCGCAUGAAUUAACAGAUUAUCCAAUGUCUUUAUCUGCAAACGGACUAUUAUCUAUACCUACAACUAAAAGUACGCUAGGGGCAAUUCUACAAGGAUAUGGAAAGGUAUAUACCGAAUACCAUCCUGAAAAAGAAAAGGCUUGUGUAAUAAUAGAUGCAAUGUCCAUUGUUCAAGGCAUCGGGAAACCAACGAACACAAAAACAUUCGGAGAGUAUGCAACGUUGUUCUACAACAUAGUUAGUAGAUAUUUUGUGAAGUACAAACGUGUAGAUUUGGUUUUCGACCAAUACAAACAAAAUUCCUUGAAGAAUGGCACAAGACAGAAAAGAGCAGGACAACAUCGGCCAAUUAGGAAAAUAGUUGACGGUGACGAUGUGCCCCUACCUGUGAAAUGGGAAAAUUUUAUUCAUUCGUGGGAAAACAAAUUGGAUUUCACUCACUAUUUGUCGACAUAUACAAUGACAAGAGCUAGACGCGACGGCUUACAUCUAGUAACAUCUGGAGGUUUUCGUGACUUUCUUCGCUUUGAUGCAGUAAAUGAACUGUUACCUCAGUCGUCAGAACUCAUAUCUUCGAAUCACGAGGAAGCGGACACCAGAAUGCUACUGCAUAUUUUGUCAGCUAAAGAGGAAGGCUAUACAGAUUGUGUUAUUUCCUGCAAAGACACUGAUGUACUAGUUUUAUUAGUACACUUUUUCAACGAACUAAAUAUUAAUUUGUACAUGCAAACAGCGGUAAAUAAGAUAAUAGACAUAAAAUCUAUCCAAUUACAUGAAGACAUAAAAGGAAACUUACUGCUGUUCCACGCUUUAACUGGGUGCGAUGUAACUAGCCAAUUCAGAGGAAUAGGAAAAAAGACCGCGUGGAAAACUUACGAGAUCAAUUAUCAUCUCCUUUCAUCAACACGCUCCGAGCCUUUUGAUGAAAACAAAUUUGAGGACUUACAGAAGUUCGUCAUGUUACUCUAUUCAAAUGCAUCAACUGGAGUAUGCAAUACGAUUGACUGUUUGAGAGCUAAAAUGUCCACGAAGGUUGCUAUUGAUAAAUUGCCUCCUACGUCAGACGCACUCAGACAACACUGCUUAAGAACAGUCUAUCAGAUGAUAAUUUGGAAAGGUGCCUUAAAGCCAGUUAUGACUAUACCUGAUCAUAAUAAUUAUGGGUGGACAACAAAUGAAAACGGAGAAAUGUCUCCUAUAUUUACAACAAAACCGGCACUACCAAUCUUGACUGCAGAAAUGUCGUUGUGUGCAUGUAAAACGGGCUGCAGAAGCCUUAGGUGUCAGUGCAAAAAUAAUAAAUUACCAUGUCUCACGACAUGCCAAUGUUCUGGAUCAAGGUCUUGCCUAAAUGAAUUUACAGAAUACCGCUCAGAUUCUUCCGACGGAGAAGACGAUGUGGAUAUAAAUGACUGA
Messenger RNA from Psylliodes chrysocephalus, 4239 nucleotides. NCBI's taxonomy places the organism in Eukaryota, Metazoa, Arthropoda, Insecta, Coleoptera, Chrysomelidae. The record is from the annotation of a GenBank genome assembly.